Medicago truncatula (barrel medic) is the source of this 993-nucleotide messenger RNA. Its product is annotated as actin-depolymerizing factor. NCBI's taxonomy places the organism in Eukaryota, Viridiplantae, Streptophyta, Magnoliopsida, Fabales, Fabaceae. Gene Ontology annotation, biological process: actin filament depolymerization. The transcript is spliced from 3 exons. Bases 194 to 637 code for a protein of 147 amino acids. Gene Ontology annotation, molecular function: actin binding. The record is from RefSeq and is a predicted model, not a curated record. Gene Ontology annotation, cellular component: actin cytoskeleton.
UUUUUUUUUGGGAAGGGGGAUCAAAUGACUAUUACCCACAAUAUUUUUUUGAACCAUUUUUGUCGAAUUUAGCUUAGGUGACUGGUCGCAUUUUCUCCUUUUUCAUCUCCACACAAUUCUCUCUCUCCUCUCACUUUCUCUCUCUACAAAUCCAUCUAAAUUCUUGACUCUUCACUGUAGCAGCUUCAUAGCUAUGGCUUUCAGAAUGGGAGUUGGAGGGGGAAAUGCAUCUUCUGGGAUGGGUGUUGCUGAGCAGAGCGUAAGCACAUUUCAGGAAUUGCAGAGGAAGAAAGUAUAUCGCUAUGUGAUUUUCAAAAUUGAUGAGAAAAAGAAAGAGGUUGUGGUCGAAAAAACUGGAGGCCCUUCUGAGAGCUAUGAUGAUUUCACUGCAUCCUUGCCUGAAAAUGAUUGUAGAUAUGCAGUCUUUGACUUUGAUUUCGUGACUGCUGAGAACUGCCAAAAGAGCAAAAUCUUUUUUAUCGCAUGGUCUCCUUCCGUAGCUCGUAUUCGUCCGAAGAUGCUUUAUGCAACAUCAAAGGACAGGUUCAGAAGGGAGCUGCAGGGAAUCCACUAUGAGAUUCAGGCAACAGACCCAACAGAGAUGGAACUCGAAGUCCUCCAGGAGCGUGCAAACUAAGCACCUAAACAAACUGAAAGGGUUAUGUCUAAGUGGUGUAGUUAGGAUAUCUUAGACCUCAAGAAAUGUUUUCAACAAAUACCCUUUAAGUAGUAUUAUUAUGGUCUUGUCUUCUCUGACAUAUUUCAUAUAAGUAGCUUAGUUCAACUAUUCAAGUAAAUAACAUUCACCUGUGAAGGCUGAUACUGAUAUGGGUUCUUGCCUAAGAGACCCCUCUGCAGAGGAAUUUUAGCUGUUCCUUAUUGCCAUAUGAUGGUUCUCAGGUGGAAUUAAUAUGCUUAUUUUAUGGAUAUUUGAACUUAAAGUAUGUAUUUGGUGUGUCAUAUUUGUUGCCUGUUUCUUAUUCUUCUAGCUAA